AUGGGGAAUCAAGAAGGAAUUUGUUGUCUUUCUAGAGAGAAAGAGAAUCAUGUUAUGAAUAAUGAAUUAGUUAUUUUUAGAGAAUAUAUGAAUGUGAAGAUAACGGUUAAAUUGGGUGACAUCUAGAAAGAAUCUGGAGAAAGUGUUAGUACGUUUCUAGUUUAUUCAUAAAGUUUGUUUAUAUACAAAUCCUGACAAAAUUCCGUUAUAGCACAAUAUUAUUCAAUAGAUUUACGAUAAUAUUAGUGGAAGUAUUAAUUAUUCUAAUCCUUUAGUUGGGUAUGAAUAGGUCUAUAUUCAAAAUUUAGAAUUGAGUAUUUUCAAGUGUAUAACAUAUUAUCGAGUUAAAGUUUUUGAAGUAUUAUAUAUAAUUAUAUUGAGUCAGAAAAAGAUUUAUUCCAAUAUUAUAACGGAUUUAGAGAGUGGUAAAUAAAGUUUAAGAAUUUUAUUAGUUUAUCAUAGUUGAACGAUGAAGAAUUUAAUGAUAUACUCAUAUGUGAUUGUCCAAUCAAACUAAAUAGAGCCUUUAGUUCCGAAGUAUUGGUUAGAUCAGUGAUAGAGUAAUCAAUAUAAUAAUUAUGUAGUUUUAUUGAUGAAUCAAAAAACAGAUUGAAUAUCAAAAGUAUAACCUUAAUGAAUUAAGAUAAAAAGAGCGUAAUCUAUAAAUAUUAAUAAAGAGUCUCGUUUUUUGAAAUAUGAACUAAUUAAAUAAAUAGAAGAAUCUAAAGAGCCUAUAUUAAGAAAGGAGAGACAGAACAAAUUUAUGAAAUUUAUUACUUCUACAAAGAGUAUUACAUCUGAAAUGGGCAGAUAAAAUAAAUGUGAUUUCAGUUUGAAAGAUUUCGAUCUUGGUGAUGAAUCUAAAUUGAUACUUGCUCUAAAAUAAGAUUAAAUAGAAGAAUAAUGA
Molecule: messenger RNA, 907 nt
Organism: Paramecium pentaurelia
Lineage: Eukaryota; Ciliophora; Oligohymenophorea; Peniculida; Parameciidae
Source: the annotation of a GenBank genome assembly